Cyclopterus lumpus (lumpfish) is the source of this 606-nucleotide messenger RNA. It is a transcript of the gene ascl1a, whose product is annotated as achaete-scute family bHLH transcription factor 1a. Gene Ontology annotation, molecular function: protein dimerization activity; DNA-binding transcription factor activity, RNA polymerase II-specific; RNA polymerase II transcription regulatory region sequence-specific DNA binding. The record is from RefSeq and is a predicted model, not a curated record. Lineage: Eukaryota; Metazoa; Chordata; Actinopteri; Perciformes; Cyclopteridae. The coding region runs from base 1 to 606 and encodes 201 amino acids. Gene Ontology annotation, biological process: regulation of transcription by RNA polymerase II; developmental process. The transcript has a single exon.
AUGGACUUCACAGCCAAGAUGGAAAUUAGCGUCAGCCACCAGCAGCAGCUGCUGCCGCCCGCGUGCUUCUUCUCCUCCGCGGCGGUGCAGAGCGUCCAGCUGAGCCCGAGCGGCAGCAGCCAGGGCAGCGGCACGUCGGGCUCCAAGCAGCCCAAGCGGCAGCGCUCCUCCUCCCCGGAGCUGCUGCGCUGCAAGCGCCGGCUGAACUUCGCCGGCUUCGGCUACAGCCUCCCGCCGCAGCAGCCGCACGCGGUGGCCCGCAGGAACGAGAGGGAGCGCAACCGGGUGAAGCUGGUCAACAACGGCUUCGCCACCUUGCGCGAGCACGUGCCCAACGGCGCCGCCAACAAGAAGAUGAGCAAAGUGGAGACGCUGCGCUCGGCCGUGGAGUACAUACGCGCCCUGCAGCAGCUGCUGGACGAACACGACGCGGUGAGCGCGGUGUUCCAGUCCGGCGUCCUGUCGCCCAGCAUGUCGCAGGGAUACUCCGCGGACAUGAACUCCAUGGCCGGCUCCCCGGUGUCCUCGUACUCGUCCGACGAGGGCUCCUACGACCCCCUCAGCCCGGAGGAGCAGGAGCUGCUGGACUUCACCAACUGGUUCUGA